AUGGUUUCAUUCUACAACCUAUUCUUCCUUACUGUCUUCGUCUUUACUAUCUCCACCACUGGCACUGAGGCUUUCAGCUUACCAGGUUUAGAUCUCAGCGGUCUUCCUAAGUGUGCUCAAGGAUGUGUGAUCAAAGCAGCAUUAGGUACUAUUAGAAACUGUAACCUACUUGAUAUUAAUUGUCAUUGUCAGGAUGAUAGUUAUCUUCGAAUCAGUGCUAGAUGUAUUAUCACUUCCUGUUGUGUUGAUGAUGCAGUUAAUGCAGAGGUGUGGGCCCAUCAUACUUGUUGA
Melampsora larici-populina 98AG31 is the source of this 291-nucleotide messenger RNA. RefSeq lists its product as uncharacterized. The transcript has 3 exons. Bases 1 to 291 code for a protein of 96 amino acids. The record is from RefSeq and is a predicted model, not a curated record. NCBI's taxonomy places the organism in Eukaryota, Fungi, Basidiomycota, Pucciniomycetes, Pucciniales, Melampsoraceae.